GAAGAAGGAGAGGUGCCAAUAUUUCAUGACGGUCCAUGCAGGAGCAUAUAUUCAUCAGAGGGAAGGUUUAUUCAUGAGAUGGAGAAGGGCAACAUGUAUCGUACAAGAGACCCCGAUAAGGCGCUUGUCUAUUUUCUUCCCUUUAGUGUGGUUAGAAUGGUUCAGUACCUGUAUAUGCCCGACUCACAUGAUCGACAUGGUAUGAAGCUUGCUAUCACUGACUACGUCAAUCUCAUCACUCAAAAGCAUCCCUUCUGGAACCGAAGCCUUGGCGCUGACCAUUUCAUGCUAUCUUGUCACGACUGGGCGCCAUUUACAACAUCCUUUGUCCCCCUAUUAUUUCAUAAGUCAAUUAGAGUUUUGUGCAAUGCAAAUACUUCAGAAGGAUUUAAUCCCUCCAAAGAUGCGUCGUUUCCAGAAAUAAAUCUUAAAACAUCAGAAAUGUCAGGGCUUGGUGGCCAGUCUCCAUCAACUCGAUCCACCCUAGCUUUCUUUGCAGGUCGUCUGCAUGGCCAUAUCAGGUCCCUUCUUCUGAAUGAAUGGAAAGGCAAAGACCGAGAU
Prunus avium (sweet cherry) is the source of this 561-nucleotide messenger RNA. The record is from RefSeq and is a predicted model, not a curated record. NCBI's taxonomy places the organism in Eukaryota, Viridiplantae, Streptophyta, Magnoliopsida, Rosales, Rosaceae.